Messenger RNA from Anopheles marshallii, 516 nucleotides. RefSeq names its product translationally-controlled tumor protein homolog (gene Tctp). The record is from RefSeq and is a predicted model, not a curated record. Gene Ontology annotation, molecular function: calcium ion binding. The coding region runs from base 1 to 516 and encodes 171 amino acids. The transcript is spliced from 3 exons. Gene Ontology annotation, cellular component: cytoplasm. NCBI's taxonomy places the organism in Eukaryota, Metazoa, Arthropoda, Insecta, Diptera, Culicidae.
AUGAAAAUCUGGAAGGAUGUAUUCACCGGGGACGAAAUGUUCUCCGACACGUACAAGGUGAAGCUGGUGGACGAUGUCAUGUACGAGGUGUACGGAAAGCAUGUCUCCCGCACCAUGGGCGAUGUACAGCUGGAUGGUGCCAACCCGUCCGCUGAGGAGGCCGACGAAGGAACCGAAUCGGCCACCGAAACUGGUGUGGAUAUCGUCCUGAACCAUCGUCUGGUGGAAACUGGAUUUUCCGACAAGAAGCAGUUCACCACCUACCUGAAGGACUACAUGAAGAAGCUUGUUGCCCGGCUUGAGGAGAAAUCCCCUGGCGAGGUGGAAGUCUUCAAAACUAAUAUCAAUAAAGUGAUGAAGGAUCUGCUAGGUCGGUUCAAGGACCUGCAGUUCUUCACCGGUGAAUCGAUGGACUGCGAAGGUCUGAUCGCCAUGUUGGAGUACCGUGAUAUCGAUGGCGAUUCCGUGCCUAUUCUGCUCUGCUUCAAGCACGGUUUGGAGGAAGAGAAGUUCUAA